CGUUGCUCGUUGUGUGUCGUACGUGCGCUCGCUCGCUCAUCGCUCUAAUUAAUAUUUAACAAUAAAUUUUAAUUAAUUGAACAAUAAACUCUAAUUCCAAUAAAAAAAAUAAGAAAGUGUUAAAAACACGUUCAUUUUAAAACGCCAGCCGGUAUUACAACAACAAGAACAACACAGCAAAUGCUUAAUCGGAGUUACAAAGAUACUUUUAUAUUUUCACCAAAGUAAGCACACUGCACCAAACAACGGAAAAACUUGAUGGUUUAACCGUUUUUUCCUAAAUUACGUAUAAAAUAUAUGAAUAUACAUAUAUGUAUACUUAUAUGACUAAUCAAAGUGAGAUUUAGUACCACAGUCUUUCAUAUAUGUAUCGAUAAUUAAACACAUUUUUUGCAAUAUUGCACGAAACGUUGAUAUAGUGAGCUUUUAAAUUUUAAGUAAAAUAUAAUUUGGUUCUUAUAAAAGCAAUAUAAGGCACAGCACAAGUCACAAAAAAUUAAAGAAAAUUCACGGAAGGCGGCGAAGACUAGAAAAUUUUAUACUCGUAAGACGGAAGGUCUACGCAGUGAAACGACGACGGUUUCUCGUGCUCGUCGCUGAGCCAAAAAUCAACUGUUCCUCAAGUCGCGUUUGAAUUGUUCGCUCCGCGAGACGCGGCACGGCGACGAACUACGCUCAGUGUCAAGCAGUAACCGCCACAACGGCGCGCAAAAGGCAUAGCAGCACAUCAAAAUCGAAAGAUUCAAUAACGCAACGCUGCAAACGAGACUAGAGCCGAUACGCUUCGGAGAGUCAAAUUUCUCUCUGGAACAGAAUUGAUAGUGCGCGAGAGAAAAUUAAAUGUGCGCGUGUAUGAGUUCAUGUGCUGAAAAUUAAAACUUGCAAAAGAAGAAGCACCACGUUCGUUGUUGACGCUGACACAGCGACGUCGGGUUAACUAAUAUUUUAUUUUCGGGUAUAUUAAUCGCUAGUUAAAAAAAUACGGUUAUUUGUUAUCAUUUAGCGUGGUGUUUUUUAAAUAUUAACAAUACACUUUUCUCGGGCUUGAAAAAUUAAAAAAAAAAAAAAUAAUGAUACAAAUGUAGUAAAAAGGUGUGUAUCGUUUGGAGUCUGGCAUAAAGCAUCUAAAAAAAACCCUACACCCAACGUUUCAUUGUAGCAGCAGCAACAACCACAGGGAAAGCUGAAAGCGAUGACCAUAAAGCGAUAUAUGCAAAUUUACCAUAAUUUGUUAAAUAAAUGAAAUAAAAAAGAGACUGCGAUAAGGAACAACAAAUAUUUGAGAAAUCAACAAAAGGAGAAAGAAAGGAAGACUUAAUUUUUCUAGUAUUUGGAAUGAACUACAAACAGUUGAAAGAUUUAUUUCAGAGAAACAAAACAAAACCAAAAGCUUUUUAAAUACGUAGCAUACAAAACACAAAGCAAGAAUUGAGCAAGUGGCAAAUCAAUAAAGAACACAUUAAACACUACAUAACGAUUAUUUGUCCUCGCAUGGACUAAAUACAUCAUACGCAAAGUUUGGAAAAUUGUGACAGGCGUAACAAAAUAAAAAAACAAAAAACUAUAUAUGCAUACAUAAUUAUUGAUAAGACCAUCAAGCUAAUAAUCCAGCCUUCAAGCAUAUCAUCGUAAGCUGUACACAUUACACAAAACUUGUCUUGAAUUACAGGAAUCAUAAAAGUGACCUGGUGGAGCAAAGUCUUCGAGUGUUGGGUAAAAAGAGUGAUACAAACAAACAUUUUUUGAUUUCCCUAAGCAAAAACCGAACACUCACGCGUUGGACAAAGCAAAUGUAUAUCACUAACAGCAACAACAUUGGUAUGGCCACGUUGUUGCAGCAGAAUAAGGCUACUUGCAUGAAGACUCUUAUAAAUGGCGGCGGGAGUAGUAACGGCAACCCCGGGAACAACGUCAACAACGCAGGCAUAGUUGUUGGCAAUCUAGUAAGUGGCGUUGGGGCAGGAACUUCUCAGGUGGGCGGAGCAACGGUCGCAACUAUUGUUGGCGCCAGUGGCUCAUCAAAUGUAGGCGGACUAGGUAACAGCGGCGUGGGUGGAAAUCUAGUGCUGUCCGCAGGGCAGGCCAUUGUUCUCACAAAUGGCACAACUGGUGCUAGUAGUAUCAUAAACUAUCAACAAUAUCAACAAUUGUUGCAACAACAGCAGCAGCAGCAGCAACAACAGCAACAAAUAGCAUCAACAGGUUCAAGUCACGCUACUACAAACGCAGCAUCCGGUGCACGCAUUUUGAUGCCGCACGAAAUGGUGACCCUUCCGAUUAGUAGCAUUGUAACAACGAGCGGUGGCGGCUUAGCAUUGAUAACCAGCGCUAACACGGCUGGUGGAGGUGUUACGCCGACACAAGGUCACUUCUUGGUGGCAGCAACUGCUAGUCCUGCGAUACAUCCUAUCCAAACGACCACAAUGGGCACUAGUAGUGGUAAUAUUAGUAGCUUCCAGCAGCAAUUCCAACAGCAAAUUGCCGCACAUCAAACCACUACCACCAACAAUGUGGUGUCAUCAGCUCCAAAUAGUCGUACAACAACUACAAUUUACACACAACAACCAGCCACUACAGGCAUAGUCUCCACGGUGCCUACAACCCGUUACUUUUCGCAAUUCAGCAAUCAGCAACAACCUACGUCUAGCAUUAGCACCGGAACUACAACAUCAACAAUUGUUGCCACAAAAGCUGCUGGCAACCGUACCACUCACGUACUCAUCAAUCGCUCCAAUAACACUAUCAUUGCUGGUAAUACUACACAACGUUUGCAGCAUGCGAAAAUUUUAAAUAAACCACCGAUGAAUAUUGCAGCGACUGCGGCUGCUGUCGUAACAAAUUCCGUUGUCGCUAAUAAGUCUCAAUUUAAUCAUAAUUCUCAUUCUCCUGCCAUACAAGCUGUGAAGCUGCAACAACAACCACUACGCCAAAAUAUUACAGCCUUGCAACAAAUUAAGCAACUGGCUCAAAACCAACAACAACAACAACAGAAGAUACAACUAGUUAAACCUAACGUGCACAGCAGCAAUGCGGUGACAGUGACUGCAACGAAAACGACAACAGUUGCCAACACCUCUGCCGCUUUGCGUAACUUAUCGAGUGGGAGCCAGGUGAACGGUGGCCUCAAUUUAGUUCCUAACAGUAAUAGUAUCUCGGGCAACAUUAAUAAUAAGAGUGGAACUGUGGCAGUUGCCUCGCCAGCAACGCUGCAGCCGAAGACGUUGCCAACGGCAGCUGUAGUGCCCCAAAAACAGUUCCAGAACCAGCAGCAGCAGCAGCAGCAGCAGCAGCAGCAACAACAACAAAGUCAAAGCCAAAAUCCACAGCGUCAAAAUCAGCAGCAGGGACAAUCACAAGAACAAAAACCUAUAGUUGCCCAUUCCCGCACCAUACCCGCCACAUCUCAUGCAGCGACACAUGUUGCACCCAACAAAACUGCCAAUCUGGUUGUUGCGACAGCUGCCGAUGGCUCAGCUAGCGCAGAAGUCGCGAGUACUGAGCCUGAGGUGGAACCAGAGAUCGAUAUUGUCAUUAACAAUGUGGUUUGCUCGUUCAGCGUACGUUGCCAUUUGAAUCUGCGUGAUAUUGCACUCAAGGGUCUCAAUGUGGAGUAUCGUCGAGAGAACGGUAUGGUUACGAUGAAGCUGCGCCGACCUUAUACAACUGCGUCUAUCUGGUCAUCUGGACGUAUCACGUGUACGGGAGCUACGUCUGAAGAACAGGCAAAAAUUGCUGCACGCCGCUAUGCUCGCUGUCUUGAAAAACUCGGCUUUCGAUCGCGUUUCCACAAUUUCCGAGUGGUGAAUGUCCUGGGCACCUGCAGCAUGCCGUGGGCCAUUAAAAUUUUAAACUUCUCCGAAAAGUACAAGAAAGAGGCCAGUUACGAACCCGAAUUACAUCCCGGUGUUACGUAUAAAUUACGCUAUCCAAAGGCCACUUUGAAGAUCUUCUCCACUGGCAGUAUUACUGUGACGGCUGCAAGUGUUGCUAAUGUACAGGCUGCCAUUGAACACAUUUUCCCACUGGUCUACGAGUUUCGCAAGAAACGUUCACCCGAAGAGUUGGAACAGUUGCGCAUUAAGCAACAACAGGCCGCUUUGGUCGAUGCCACUGAUGUGGAAGAGGUGCUAACUAACGACAAUGUCGUUGAAACUACCCCAAGUGUGCCAACAUUGCAGCGUAGGCGUAUAAGUAACAGUGCAGUUAACAAUUUUAAGCAGAAGCGCAGAAGGCUGGAUGUGGAAAUGGAUGGCGAAGGCGGCGGAUCGUUGGCUGCCGAUGAAGAAGUUGAUGAUCCCGAAGCAAAGGAGAAUGAUAAUAUUGUGAUGUAUGAUCCGGAUGAUUUGAUUGAAGGACCCGAUGAUGAGGAUGAGGUUCUUUAAAUGAGAGUUGAGAGAUGAGAGAUGUGAUACGCAUGCGCAUUGAUUGAGGAUAGUUAUGAAGCAUUCAUGUCGUUUGAUUAUGUAGUAUUAUGGUUUCAAACAAAAUUUCUAUAUAUCGUAUAUUAAAAUAAUAUUUAAACUAAAACGAAAAUGAGUUUACUACAAAUUGCUGUAAUGCAGACGAAAUAUGAAAAGCAUUAAACAAGACAACAAAAACAACAACAAACACAAAGAAAGAAAGGAAAGAAAACUACAUAGGAUAUAAUAUAGUAACUGUAAUAAAUGAUUCGAAUGACAAAGGAAAGCAAGUGAAUUGACUAUUCAGUUUCACGCCUUACAAAUUGCAUAUUACAACACAACUUGAACACAUCAGAAACCAAAUCAAAUCAAAACUAAUCAAACAAAUGGAGUUUAUUGUUAAGCAAAGAAACCAACAAACAAACAAACAACAAACAAGCAAACAAAAAAACAUGGACGACGAUUAUAAUUUGUUGCUCUUACUAUUUUUGUGUGUGAUUACACAUUCUUAUAUGCGUAUAUUUUAAGAACUCAUGUACAAUCGGCGCAUCAACGCCACCAUACAUAUAAUGCAUAUGUAAGUAUGUACGUUCCAACGUGGUGGCGAUGAGGUUUCGAGUUCAGCGCAAAAAAUACAAGCAAUGAAAACAUUGAACGCAAAUGUUGAGGAGUCUGCGAACUGCGAUCUACUAUGGGAAUUGUGAGCCAAAUAACUACAACUAUUUUUAAGAUAUUUUUUAGCUUCCAGUGUGCUUUGCUGAGUUACCAACGUUAUUUGCUACAACAAAGAUCUACAACAACAUCAGAUUACCGAAAAUUGCGAAAGUGCAUUCAAAUUAAAAAUGUUUCACUUAAGGAAUUAAGCAAAUAACACUAAACAACAACAACAACUACCAUGUAACAAUAAUUUAAACAGAAUAAAGAAUAAAAUUUUUUGUAUGAUUACUGAUUAAUUCUGAUUAUUCGUAUGUAAAUGUAUUUUUGCGCGUAAAUUUAGUUUUAAUAAUUCACUGAUUAGUUUAUUUGUUCAAAAACGGCUUUGCUGCUCGUUGGUUAUUUAUUCUAAGAAUUAUUAGCUAUACACAUACAUACAUACAUACAUAUAUAUAUGAUGACUAAUAUACAUACAUACCAAUAUGUAUACGCGUAUGCAUAUAUAUGCAUAUAUAAAUUGCGUUCAUAAGAGAAAGAAAAACCACCGCAACAAACACAUAUACAUAAUUGAUUUAUUCACUAUGAAGAAUCGUAGAAUGUUACAUAAUUUAUUAAUCGAUCGAUCAUAGCACUUUAUUUACCUAACGUUUAGCAUGAAUUCGUUUUAAGUUCUUAUUUUACAUGUACGAUGCAAGAAAUACACAUACACAUACAUACCUAUAUACUUAUACUUAUGUAUUAUUGUAUCGCAAGGAAAGCUAUUGUAAAAAAUUUUCAAUUGAUUUAUUCAAACGAAUGAAUAUUGUAAUAACAAACAUUUUUUUUUUAUUAAAUCAAUUCGAGUUAUACUUAAUUAUAUUAAUUAAUUCAAUUAUUUUAAAGCAUCAAUUAUAAUGAGAAAGUGCUUUGAUGUACAAUACACAUACACACACACACACACGCAUACAUUUAUAUAUAUAUAUAUAUAUAAAUAUAUACAUAUGUAUAUGUAUAAACACACAUACAUGCGUAUAUUUAGUUUAGUAAUAUAAUUUAAUGAUUUAUGUAGCAGUAAACAUUAUUAUUACUUUCAUAGAAUGGCAAUCAAAGAAGACAGACAGUCAAAUCUGUUAUGCUAACAGCCAACAGCCAAUAGCCAAAUGGGCAUAACUAACAACUAACACUAUUUUAAUAAGACAUGUAACAUAAUUUAUAUAAAUUAUAUAAACAAUCAAACAAACAAAAGCAAAAGCAAACAAACAAACAAACAAAAAGCAAAGAAAUCGCAAUUAUGUGGUUUGCAGAGGAAUGAAAGCAAAUAACGGUUAUUGUAAACAGAGUUAAAAGUACUAAUUUAUAUAAAAUACGAGUACAUAUGUAUAUCUUCACUUAUCUGGUCACACUCAAACCAAUUACCUACAAACUAAAAGCAAAUACGAAAAAAAAAAAAACAAACAAAAAAACAAAAAAUGAUAGACUACAAUAUUUAGCAUACACACAAAAACAUACAUUGUAUUUGUUAUAUUUAUACUAAGUACAUAUAAUCACUAAAACAAUUUAAUAUUUAAAAUCACAAAAACAAAAUAAGUAAAUAAUGAACCUUCUGCAGUAUACAGCUAGGGAGGGGUAGGGAAGGCAAGGUGUUACGCUAGCAAACAAGGCAUUAUGAGGGAACUGCGCAGUUUUUUAGAGAAUAGUGGUAAAUGCGAAAACAGUUUUGGCGCCAUGUUGCAAAAAGUAGAAGACAAAAAAAAAAAUGAACAGGAGCGCGCGCUUUUGUCUCUAUUUGCUAAACGGCAAGCUUCGUUGUGUGUUUCUUCACGUGUAUUUGGCAAUUACAAAAAGGAAAUGUACCCCUUAAUCGCUACCGUUUUUAUGAGCUACCACCACCCAUAAGGGGCAAGAUUUCAAGAUCCAGCGAGUUAGUCGUCGGCUUUAGCAAAAACGCGAAUGCUUAGGUUUUUAUAUGUUAAAAAAAAAAAUAAAUAAAAAUAAAAGAAAAUUACACUAAUUCUCAAAGAGACUAAACAAAUUGAAUGCGCCACCACUACGCAACUAAAGCGCAACAUUUGUGUGUGCAAGUUAAUUAAAAUAUUAAUUUAAAGUGUUUCAUGCUGGCGUUUCCUUUCAUUGCAUUGUUGUAAAACACAAAGACACACGGCUGCAGACUUGAAGAGAAAAACAAAAACAAAAGUAAUUUUUAUAUGCCAGUAAAUUCAACGUGCUGCCAACUGACAGUUUCCUGUUGCAUAAUUCCCAAACACUCACUAUACAAAAAAACACAUAUACCACAUGCAAUGCAUACAUAAGAAUAUACAAAUGUAUGAAUUGUGUGUGUGUAACAUUUGAAUAAAUGUAUUCGAUUCCUUUUGCGUUGAAAUCUGUGUGUAACAAUCAAUACUCGCAAAGCCGAGUAGCGGAGCAAUACGUGUUGUUGUAGCAGCAUACUCGUACAUAUUCCCCAUACAUGUGCGGCGGGGAAUGCUGCUACCACAGCGUGAGGAGAAGAAGUGUUGGGGUAGGGCAGUGCAGCGCUGCAGUGCUGGCUAAUGCCUUUUACCUAAUCAAAUAUAUACGCAAAUAUGUAUGUAUUUACGCACUAUGAGUUAAUCAAACUUUAAGAAUUAUAAAUUUUUGUUCCUUUUCAUUUAAUAUAUGCAAGUUAAAAGUUUUCAACUUACUACACACACAUACACAAAUAAAGAAUAAUUAUUAAACAAAUUAGUUAAUUGCAAAUCGUAUUAGCUGAAAUUAAAAGCAAUCAUUCACUAAUUUUAUUCAAAGCAUAUUUUUAUAUGUAUAUGUAUAUGUGCAUACAUACGUUGUGUAUGUAUGUGCAUUGGAUGGAAUGCAUAACUAGCGCAGAAAUAUCACAUUUCAUUUAGAAUGCAUUGAAUUCAUGGAAGUUAUUCUGUUAAUUAUUAUAAUUUUUGUUCAAAUAAGUUUCGCAAUAAUUGGCCGUGUGCGCAUUUUUAGUAUUUGAUAAUUAAAAGAAAAAAACAAUAAUAAUUAAAUGCAUACAAAUCUAUACAUACAUAUGUAUGUAGAGAAACUACACACACACACACACACACACACACACACACACACACACACACACACACACAAUCAUAUUCAAAUUCACACACACACACACUAACAACAUAUACAUAUGAGAACGACACAUACUACAUACAUAUAUAUAAAUACAUAAAUACAAACAUAUACUAAACAUACAUAUGAAAAUUAGAAAAAAAAUUAGUUAUAAAAAAAAAUUUAUCGAUACUUGAAAACCAAAUUCUUUAGAAAGAACGUAAAAAGGAAAGAUUUACUCGAAUUGUUAAGAAAUUAUACGCCUAAUUUGUGUAUGCAAUUAUUUGAGUGGCAUAAAUUUAAUGAAAAACUGUUAAAACAACAAAAAGAAAAGAAUAAAUAAUUAAAGUGGCCUGCAAGAAUGAAAAGCGAAAGGUGUAAAAUUCAAGUUAAAAAAAAAAAGAAAAAUCAAAAGCAUAAACAAAUCAUAAUUUGCGUAUUGCAAAAAAGAACAAAAAAGCAAAAGAAAUAACAGGCAAAUUGCCGCUUAAAACCAAUUUUAUAAUUUAGGAGCAAAAAAAAAAACUAAAUAAAGAGAGAAAAAUCCAAGUUUUAGAAGUAUGAUGUACAACCAAAAAUAAUAAAAACAAAAACACAAAAAAAAUCACUUCAAAUUAAAGCGCUAAAUCAACAUUACAACUGUGGA
Molecule: messenger RNA, 8751 nt
Organism: Anastrepha ludens (Mexican fruit fly)
Lineage: Eukaryota; Metazoa; Arthropoda; Insecta; Diptera; Tephritidae
Gene: Trf2
Product: homeobox protein 5
Exons: 6
Coding region: 1791-4382 (863 amino acids)
Biological process (GO): DNA-templated transcription initiation
Molecular function (GO): DNA binding; general transcription initiation factor activity
Source: RefSeq, a predicted model, not a curated record